GCCGAGCGCGCCGCGUCGCCCGCCGCCGGUGCAGAGCGUGGGGAGCACUCGGCCGCAGCCCUCGCCCGCCGCAGAGGGUCGCGUCCCGCGCCGCCGGCCAGGCCGCCCCGUGCCCGGGCCUUUCCGUCCUUGGAGCGGAUCGUUGCCCGCCUGACGCCCGCCCGCAGCGACAGCGCCCGCCGGAGCCGAGGCCGCGGCGGCGGCCGUGCCCAUGCCCGGGUGUCCACGCUUAGCAGCUUUCUCACCACCGCCAAACCUUGCCUGGGCACCGGGACCGUGGGUGGCCGCCUGUCCCUAGCUGUGGCUGAGCCAAGAUCGCACUUGUGAGAAGGCCUGACAGGCAGCAUGGGCGACAUGGCCAAUAGUUCCAUCGAGUUCCACCCCAAGCCCCAGCAGCAGCGGGAUGCCCCCCACGCUGGAGGCUUUGGGUGCACGCUGGCGGAGCUGCGCGCCCUCAUGGAGCUGCGAGGGGCCGAGGCUCUGCAGAAGAUCGAGGAGGCCUACGGGGAUGUCAGUGGGCUCUGCCGGAGGCUGAAGACCUCACCCACAGAGGGCCUGGCGGACAACACCAAUGACCUGGAGAAGCGCAGGCAGAUCUACGGGCAGAACUUCAUCCCCCCGAAGCAACCCAAGACCUUCCUGCAGCUGGUGUGGGAGGCCCUGCAGGACGUGACCCUCAUCAUCCUGGAGGUGGCUGCCAUCGUCUCUCUGGGCCUCUCGUUCUAUGCACCGCCGGGAGAGGAGAGUGAAGCCUGUGGGAAUGUGUCGGGAGGCGCAGAAGAUGAGGGCGAGGCCGAGGCUGGCUGGAUCGAGGGGGCUGCCAUCCUGCUGUCUGUCAUCUGUGUGGUGCUGGUCACGGCCUUCAAUGACUGGAGCAAGGAGAAGCAGUUCCGAGGCCUGCAGAGCCGAAUUGAGCAGGAGCAGAAGUUCACGGUCAUCCGGAACGGGCAGCUCCUCCAGGUCCCCGUGGCUGCGCUGGUGGUGGGGGACAUUGCCCAGGUCAAGUACGGCGACCUGCUGCCAGCUGACGGCGUGCUCAUCCAGGCCAAUGACCUCAAGAUCGACGAGAGCUCCCUGACAGGCGAGUCUGACCACGUGCGCAAGUCAGCCGACAAAGAUCCCAUGCUGCUCUCAGGCACUCAUGUCAUGGAAGGCUCUGGAAGAAUGGUGGUGACCGCCGUUGGCGUGAAUUCCCAGACAGGCAUCAUCUUCACGCUGCUUGGAGCUGGCGGAGAGGAGGAAGAGAAGAAAGAUAAGAAAGGCAAGCAGCAGGAUGGGGCCAUGGAGAGUAGCCAGACCAAAGCUAAGAAGCAGGAUGGUGCAGUGGCCAUGGAGAUGCAGCCCCUGAAGAGUGCGGAGGGUGGGGAGAUGGAGGAGCGAGAGAAGAAGAAAGCCAACGCACCCAAGAAGGAGAAGUCUGUCCUUCAGGGGAAGCUCACAAAGCUAGCCGUGCAGAUCGGGAAAGCAGGGCUGGUGAUGUCUGCCAUCACCGUCAUCAUCCUGGUCCUCUACUUUGUGAUCGAGACGUUUGUCGUGGAAGGCCGGACAUGGCUGGCAGAGUGCACGCCGGUCUAUGUGCAAUACUUCGUGAAGUUCUUCAUCAUUGGUGUCACUGUGUUGGUCGUGGCUGUCCCAGAGGGCCUGCCUCUUGCUGUCACCAUCUCCUUAGCUUACUCUGUCAAGAAAAUGAUGAAAGACAACAACCUGGUGCGCCACCUGGAUGCCUGCGAGACCAUGGGCAACGCCACAGCCAUCUGCUCCGACAAGACGGGCACGCUCACCACCAACCGUAUGACCGUGGUCCAGUCCUACCUAGGGGACACCCACUACAAAGAGAUUCCAGCCCCCAGCGCCCUGACCCCUAAGAUCCUCGACCUCCUGGUCCAUGCCAUCUCCAUCAACAGUGCCUAUACCACCAAAAUACUACCUCCUGAGAAGGAAGGCGCCCUCCCACGCCAGGUGGGCAAUAAGACGGAGUGCGCCCUGCUGGGCUUCGUCUUGGACCUGAAGCGGGACUUCCAGCCCGUGCGCGAGCAGAUCCCGGAAGACAAGCUUUACAAAGUGUACACCUUCAACUCGGUCCGCAAGUCCAUGAGCACAGUCAUCCGCAUGCCCGACGGUGGCUUCCGCCUCUUCAGCAAGGGGGCCUCAGAGAUCCUGUUGAAAAAGUGCACCAACAUCUUAAACAGCAAUGGCGAACUCCGAGGCUUUCGGCCCCGGGACCGGGACGACAUGGUGAGGAAGAUCAUCGAGCCGAUGGCUUGCGAUGGCCUCCGCACCAUCUGCAUCGCCUACCGGGACUUCUCUGCAGGCCAGGAGCCCGACUGGGACAACGAGAAUGAGGUCGUGGGUGACCUCACCUGCAUAGCUGUCGUGGGCAUUGAGGACCCUGUGCGGCCCGAGGUCCCUGAAGCUAUCCGAAAAUGCCAGCGUGCUGGCAUCACGGUCCGCAUGGUGACUGGGGACAACAUCAACACAGCCCGGGCCAUUGCAGCCAAAUGUGGCAUCAUCCAGCCUGGGGAGGACUUCCUGUGCCUGGAAGGGAAGGAGUUCAACCGGCGGAUCCGCAAUGAGAAAGGCGAGAUAGAACAGGAGCGGCUGGACAAGGUGUGGCCCAAGCUGAGGGUGCUGGCCCGGUCGUCUCCCACCGACAAGCACACACUGGUCAAAGGGAUUAUCGACAGCACCACUGGCGAGCAGCGGCAGGUGGUGGCUGUGACAGGGGAUGGCACCAACGAUGGGCCAGCCCUCAAGAAGGCGGACGUGGGCUUCGCCAUGGGCAUCGCAGGGACUGACGUGGCCAAGGAGGCCUCCGACAUCAUCCUGACUGAUGACAACUUCACCAGCAUUGUCAAGGCAGUCAUGUGGGGCCGUAACGUUUAUGACAGCAUCUCCAAGUUCCUGCAGUUUCAACUGACAGUCAAUGUGGUGGCCGUGAUUGUGGCCUUCACAGGCGCCUGCAUUACUCAGGACUCUCCUCUCAAAGCCGUGCAGAUGUUGUGGGUGAACUUGAUCAUGGACACGUUUGCCUCACUGGCCCUGGCAACGGAGCCACCCACGGAGUCGCUGCUGCUGCGGAAGCCGUACGGCCGCGACAAGCCCCUCAUCUCCCGCACCAUGAUGAAGAACAUUCUGGGCCAUGCCGUGUACCAGCUCGCCAUCAUCUUCACCCUGCUGUUUGUCGGGGAGCUCUUCUUCGACAUCGACAGCGGGAGGAACGCGCCGCUGCACUCGCCACCCUCAGAGCACUACACCAUCAUCUUCAACACCUUCGUCAUGAUGCAGCUCUUUAACGAGAUCAACGCCCGCAAGAUCCACGGCGAGAGGAAUGUGUUCGACGGCAUCUUCAGCAACCCCAUCUUCUGCACCAUCGUUUUGGGCACUUUCGGGAUUCAGAUUGUCAUCGUCCAGUUCGGCGGGAAGCCCUUCAGCUGCUCCCCGCUAUCCACGGAACAGUGGCUCUGGUGCCUGUUUGUUGGCGUUGGGGAGCUGGUCUGGGGACAGGUCAUUGCCACCAUCCCCACCAGCCAGCUCAAGUGCCUGAAGGAAGCUGGGCACGGGCCCGGGAAGGACGAGAUGACCGACGAGGAGCUGGCCGACGGCGACGAAGAGAUCGACCACGCAGAGCGGGAGCUCCGCAGGGGCCAGAUCCUCUGGUUCCGGGGCCUGAACCGGAUUCAGACGCAGAUGGAGGUAGUGAGUACCUUCAAGAGAAGCGGUUCAGUUCAGGGUGCUGUGCGCCGGCGGUCUUCGGUCCUCAGCCAGCUUCAUGACAUCCGGGUGGUGAAAGCGUUCCGUAGCUCGCUGUAUGAAGGCCUGGAGAAACCAGAAUCCAAGACCUCCAUUCACAACUUCAUGGCCACGCCCGAGUUUCUGAUCAAUGACUACACCCACAACAUCCCGCUCAUCGACGACACGGACGUGGACGAGAACGAGGAGCGCCUCCGGGCCCCCCCGCCCCCGUCCCCCAACCAGAACAACAACGCCAUAGACAGCGGCAUCUACCUGACCACGCAUGUCACCAAGUCAGCUACCUCUUCAGUGUUUUCCUCCAGUCCCGGGAGCCCGCUCCACAGCGUGGAGACGUCCCUCUAACAAGAACUUGUCUCAGCACACGCGCACACGCACACGCGGACUCCCACGAAGUCACACGCGCACACGCACACUCGGACUCACACGAAGUCACACGCACACAUGCACGCACACACACAUAUGGGGACCUGCACACCUGCAAAACGAGGGAACAACUAAGGUGGCUGAAGACCUUUCUGGCAGGGCAUUUGCAAGGACCCAAAUCCAUUCAACAAGGGUGCAGCCUGUCACAGGGACUCCUCAUCCAGACCCAGGAAGACGAGGACAGGGAGGAGGAAAAGGAGGACAAGAAGGGGGAGAAGAAGGUUUUUCAUCCAAAGGAGGAAGGAGAAGAAGUAGAAAGUGCGAAGAGCUGAGUUCCCCACCUUUUUUUCUAUUGAUGCUUCUUUUUUAACAAACUACAGUUUUACCGUGUGUUUGCCGUUUGGGCUGUGUGGUGGGCAGGGGGCUGCUUUGGGUUUAUGGGGAGCUUUUGUUGCACCCAUGCAGGGGCAAUCAGAUCAGCAUAUUCAUGCAAAAAAAAAAAAAAAAAGUUGAGUGCUCUGCAGGGCUGUGAAGGGUGCCACCUGAGGGAGCCGCCUGCAAGCGGCCCUGCAGCCACAAAGCAAUCCGCCCCCUGCAAAAACUAGGCACAUCUGCAGUGUGCAUGUGUGUGCGUGCAUGCACAUAUAUGUAUGUGUGUGGAUCUGUACACACGCACAUAUAUAUGGCCAGAUGCAUAUUUCAAUAAGGAACUAUUUACUGGCAUGAUACUUGCAUUCCUCUUAUCAGGCAUUUUCAUUUGGAAAUUUCAUUAUUGAAUGUAGCAAGGUUUGUUUUUUGUUUUGUUUUUUGGUUUUUGGUUUUUUUUCAGGGAACUAGACUGCAAGAAUAUCUUUCUGGUCAAUCCAUUUUUGUCCCUCAUCACCCCGCCCCCACCCUUCGCUCCUGCCCUCUGCCCGGCCCUAUCGAGAUUCCCAAGGAGAAGGCUGAGAGGGGAUGCUCCAGGUCUGGAGCAGGUAUAAUUGCAGCAUUUGCACUGAGACCCCUGCCAGAGAGGAGAAAACCCUUUCAAUGGAAAUUUUAAUCUAAAAGGAAAAAAACAAAAUAUUGAUGAGAAGAAGUCCUCCAGCUACUGAAAGGGGAGUUUCGUUUUCAGCUUUCUUUGGUUUCUACUCCAAUUCCACAUCCUUCAUCCUGACCACGCCCCCAACUUCAAGAGCACGAAGCACUCUUGGAGUUGUGGGUCCUGUCCAGAGUCCAGAGAGCAGCCUCAGCUGAGCACAGGUCCGAGGGGGCGGGGGCGGGGCCAAGAGCUCAAAAGAAGCCAAUGGAGGGAGAGGGAGCAUCAGAAGCCCGGAGGAGCUGGCGGUGGGAGAAUGACGGCAGGGACGCAGCCACAGUUCAGACCCUGUCCCCUCAGCACCUGGAUGGACUCCCACUGUUUGCUUUGGCAAAUGCUGAGGAGUCCUCAGUAGACCACCUCGAUGUCUGCUGUGACACCAGAGGCGCCACCAUCAAAGCACUCUUCCCACCCUAGUCUUUGUGUCCAGAGGCCGAGCUUAAGCCAUGAAGGCAUGGAUUUGUGGCUCAGCACCAGGUCCUGAGGGGAGCCUAUCCUGGCAGUGUGGGCACCUGGUGGCCAAGCCUCAGUUCCCCCCAAAUGAGCAAAGGGGAUGAAGAGGGGCUCGACUUUUGCCACCCUCCUGAGGAAGCCCCUAGGUCCACACAGUGAUGCCAUGGGGGACCCUUGCCUUCCACGCUUGCAGGUGUUAACGUUUUGCAGGGAGGUGUUUGGGCCUGGGGCUCAGCCGCUGGGAGACAGUUGGGACCUGAGGGACAGAGGAUCGGAAUGGAAGCCAGCAACGUGCACUGGCACCCUCAGAAGGCUUGUCUCACCUCCACCGGCAUCCACACAAAACCAAACAGGAGCAGGCAUCAUCCCCACUAUUCCCAUGAAUGCCAUCUCACCCCUGAGCAGGAGCAGUCAAAUCUCGGGCAAAAGAAUUUCGGUUAGAAAAGAAAAUCCCACUUUAAAAUGCCAGCUGCAGAUAACUCAAAGCCAUCCCUUUUUUCUAAAGGGCACAUUGAGAAUGUCACCCAUUUGUAAACUGUUCCCUGAUGUCCUUGUUUAAACGAUAAUAAGAAAAAGGGCAACUCCAUUUGUUGAGGGUCUUUGUGUUCUUCAACGAGAAAUCAAAUUUGAGACGUUGAAAUUGGAGCUGCGUGCUGCUGCGCUCACCGGCUUCUUCUCACUCUCUGUCGUAGACACACCGAUAGGACCAAUGGCCAAUAGAUAUUAAAAGCAAACCCUCACUGCUGCUGUAUAAAGUUGCCUAAUGUAAAUGUUGAUUGUUUAGUCCCUAGGUCACCUUUGUGCUGUGGUGUGGAGUUCAGAAACAGGGUACCAUGACCUGGAAUCUUUUGCUCGUUUUUGCAGUCUUCAGGCUGAGGGCCCUGUUUCAUUGGGAAGCCCCUCUUUAUAAAGCAUUAUAUUACCUGGAAUGGCUUGGUCAACUGUGUUCAGUUCAUAAAUGUUUUACAUUUUUAUCUGCCUGUUAUAAAGAUGAACAAAAAAACUUAAUGAGAAAGAUCACAGAUACAUAAUAAUUUAAAGUCUGUAGUUUAAUUUCCUAACUUAAAGAAUAGACCAAAAUUUCUGUGUAUAAAAAAAAUGAAAGGCUCCUUACACCUUGGUCUGGGUAA
Molecule: messenger RNA, 6777 nt
Organism: Nomascus leucogenys (northern white-cheeked gibbon)
Lineage: Eukaryota; Metazoa; Chordata; Mammalia; Primates; Hylobatidae
Gene: ATP2B3
Product: ATPase plasma membrane Ca2+ transporting 3
Biological process (GO): calcium ion transmembrane transport; regulation of cytosolic calcium ion concentration
Cellular component (GO): membrane; intracellular membrane-bounded organelle
Molecular function (GO): ATP hydrolysis activity; ATP binding; PDZ domain binding
Source: RefSeq, a predicted model, not a curated record